GGCAUAUCAAAUUACAAACAUCUGGGAGAGCUCUAAAACAGCAUACUAAAAGAUCAUUCAUAUCAUCAUUGUCAUCAACAUUAAAACUCUCAGAUUUUGUUUUCUUUUUUUCUUUGAACUUAGUUUAAUAAUGUCUGGACGAGGGAAAGUGAAACCGGAGCCGAUGAAAGUUGUGUUUAUUAACACACAGUACGUUGAGACAGAUGCACGUAGCUUCAAGAAUGUUGUUCAAGAACUCACCGGUAAGGAUGCUAUCGUGGCCGCCGGUCCUUUCGAGUCGCACUCCGGUUACGAUGGAGGUAGUAAAAGUGGCCAAGAUACAAGACGGCUCUGUGGUGGCGGUGGAAGAGGAGGAGUAGAGACGACGACGGAGUUUGAUAGAUUUUUCAAGGAGAUGCCUGCCAUGGAAGAAUUCUAUAAGCUAUGGUCAGAAACUUGAGUCGUUAAAUUGAAUUUCUAUGUUAAUGUUGUCUUUUCUAUUUAUUUGUUGACAGCGAUUUAAUCUUCCUUUUCUCCUAAAAAAAUCAAACCUCUUGCUUUCAUUUUCUAAGAUAAUUUUGUGACUAAUUGAGUAAUAAUCUCCUUAAUUGGACCGUCACUCUGAGAUUAGGCCCAUGUCUCCUAAUUUUGAACAGGCUUAAAGCUUGUGUGUGUUGUUUGAUGGCCUAUAAGCCCAAAGAGUUGUUUUUGUUAAUGUGCUGAAAUGGAAUUUCCACAAUACUUAUACAAACUAUUAUAUUAGUAU
Molecule: messenger RNA, 745 nt
Organism: Raphanus sativus (radish)
Lineage: Eukaryota; Viridiplantae; Streptophyta; Magnoliopsida; Brassicales; Brassicaceae
Product: VQ motif-containing protein 10-like
Exons: 1
Coding region: 131-439 (102 amino acids)
Source: RefSeq, a predicted model, not a curated record